Molecule: messenger RNA, 3021 nt
Organism: Lodderomyces jiufengensis
Lineage: Eukaryota; Fungi; Ascomycota; Pichiomycetes; Serinales; Debaryomycetaceae
Gene: TFC4
Product: transcription factor TFIIIC subunit
Exons: 1
Coding region: 1-3021 (1006 amino acids)
Biological process (GO): transcription by RNA polymerase III
Cellular component (GO): transcription factor TFIIIC complex
Molecular function (GO): protein binding
Source: RefSeq, a predicted model, not a curated record
AUGUCAAACAAUGGUAGACUACCGAGCAAUAAUGAUAUAGAAGAUGGUGACACUAAUGCUAGUUUAAUUGAUCCAGAAUUAGUAGGAGAAAGUGAUACAAGUCAUAGAAUAAUAGCAGAUCAAACUAAAGAAGAGAAUAAUAAUAACGACGAAGAUGAUGAUAAAUUAGAUAAAGCAAUUAAUGAAUUAGAAUUGGAGAAUUUUGCAAUGGACGAGGAUGGGAUGGAUAUAGAUACCAACAAAGACGAAAAUUAUAUAUUCACCAAUUCAGAUGAUGAUUUAGAUGAUGAUUUUUUACAAUUUUCAGAUGCAGAAGAAGAUGAUUAUGAUGAAGAUUAUGAUUUUAAAGAUGCAUUGAAAAGUGCAAGUAAUUUUAAAGUUCGUAAUAGAAGAGAAAAAUUAUCUACUGCUAAUAAAGGAUAUUAUAGAAAAAAAAUGACGAGAGAAAGUAACAGAGAUUUAGAUCCAGUAGUCAGACAAAAUUUAUCAGAAGCUAAUGAAGCAUUUGUUAGAGGUGAUUUACAAGUUGCUUUGCAAUUAUAUAAAGAAGUUAUUAAGGGAGAUGCAAGAAAUUUUAGUGCAUAUAAAGCAUUAGGUGAAAUUUAUAAAAAUAUGGGUAGAUUAAAUGAAUGUUGUAGUUCUUGGUUAUUAGCUGCUAAUUUACAUCCUUGGGAUACUGAAUUUUGGGGUCAAGUUGCUGAAUUAUCUGCUGAAUUGGACCAUAUUGACCAAGCUAUAUAUUGUUAUUCAAGAGCUAUAACACCAGAUAUCAAUAAAAGUGCAAAUUAUAUUUUGGAAAGAGCACUAUUAUAUAAAGAUAAAAAAUCAUACGGUAAAUCAUUAGAUGGAUUUCAAAAAUUACGUCAAAUAUGGCCUAAAAAUUCAACAAUUGUCAAAUAUUUAGCUGGUGUCUAUGUUGAUCAAAAAAGAUUGAACGAUGCAAUAAAUCUAUAUAUGAGGAUAUUGGAUAGUAAUAUUCUACCUGAUCCAAGUUCAGAUGAAGUAUAUCCAGAUUUUGGCUGGCCAGAAUUAAAUAUUUUAUUGGAAUUACAUAUGCAACAUCGUUCAUUUAAAAUGGGUAUUAAAGUUUUAAAAUUAGCUGCAAGAUGGAUUCAAGGAAGGAUGACUGAAAACAACGACUUAUGGGAUGAAGAUAAAGAUGAUGAAUUUGAUGCUGAUAAAAGAUUCAAUAACAAAUUAAAAUUGAACCCGGAUGAUAGAGAGUUAUUCAAUACAAAACCAUAUGAAUUACCAAUUGAUAUUAGAUUCAAAUUGGGAUUAUUAAGAUUGGGAUUAGAUCAAAAAGAUGAAGCAUUACAGCAUUUCAAUUAUUUGUUGAUCGGUGAUCAAGAUGAAAUUGCCGAUUUGUUUUAUGAAGCCGGUAGAAAUCUAGCAGAAUCUGGUUAUUUUGAAGAAGCUACUACUUAUCUAGAAAAAGCACUGGCUUCUCCAGAUAUGGUUGAAACUGAUUUAGUUGGUUAUUUGGGUAAAUGUUACUUUGAGAUUGGUGAUUACGAAGGGGCAGAACAUGCUUAUUCUCAAUUAUUAAAUUAUGAUCCUAAAAAUGUUGAUUAUAAAUUAGCUUUAGCUGAGACUUUAUAUCAUUUAGGAGAUGAUAUACAAGCUAAAUGUUUAAUUAACGAAAUUAAAAGAUCAAAAGAAAAAAUUGGUCGAGAGGAAGAUAUUGAUGAAAAAGAAGAUUUCCGAAAGAUGUCAAUUAUUAAAAAUAAAGUUAGGAAAACCUCAAAACGAGCCAAACUCAGUGAACAUGAAAAACAAGAAAUUGAAGCAAAUGCUACAGCAAAAGUAUUGGAAAAAUAUCGUCGUAUGGAAAAAUUACAAGAAGCUGUUAAUGAGGGUGAUAGAGUAGCUAUAUCAGCAUGGAUUCAAUUAGCUUCACAAUUGAUUGAAAUGUUUAUUAGUGUUAAAAGUUUCUUCCCAAAAGAUAAAUCCAAGAGAUUUAAAGGUAUUAUCCGGUAUCGUUCAAAUACUCAAAUGAAUCUUGAUGACAAGUUAGCAAGAGCUUACAAUUUAUUAGAGGGUAUUAAUGAAGAACAACCAUAUACAAAACAAACAUUGGUUUCCAAAACAGAUUAUAGAGGAAUAAAUUAUAAUCAAUGGUUUGACAUUUUUGCUCAAUUUGCAUUAGUUCAAUCAAUUUAUGAAAAUAAUCCAGCUUAUGCCACUGAUAUAAUAGAUAUUGCAUUAGCAACAAAUCUAUUCGCUCAUGAUAAAGCCAAAGAAGCAGUUUUAAGAUUAUUAACUUUGUCAUUUGUAUAUCCACAACCAAGAUCAUCAGAUGUAGCAUUUCACCAAGUAAGAGUGUUUUUAUUAAAUAAUCAAUUUUCACCUUUUAUGUGUCAGUUUUUCUUAGCUUUUUGUUCAUUGAUAACAGAAUUUGGAGUUUCUGCUCAUUAUAAUCAUCAAAAAUUUUUCCUUCGUCAAUUAAAAUCUUAUGAUUCUUGUUACAAAAAUGAAGUAAUUACUGGAAGGUCAAAUAUUACUGCAGAUUUAACUAAUGUUAAAUUAGGUCCUGCUCAUCUUGAUUUAGUUUAUAUUUAUUCAGUUUUAUUAUCGAUGAACAAGAGUUAUACAUCAGUUGCUUUUUAUAUAUAUAGAGCAUAUGAAUCAUUUAGCAAAGAUCCAAUGGUUUGUUUAAUAUUAGCAUUAGCUCACGUUCAUAGAUCAAUGCAAAGAUUAAGUUCAAAUAGAAAUGCUCAAUUACUUCAAGGUAUAAGUAUAUUUUUAGAAUAUAGAGAAAACAGAUUAAAAACUAAUUCAAGUCCUUAUGAAAAACAAGAGGUUGAUUAUAAUUUUGGUAGAUUGUUUCAUAUGAUAGGUUUAACAUCAUUAGCUAUUGAAUAUUACAAGAAAGUCUUGCUGAUUCUGGAGAAUAAUUUGGAUGAAAAUGAUGAUUAUGAUUUGAAAUGGGAAGCUGCUUAUAGCUUACAAUUGAUUUAUACCAUUAAUGGAAGUGCAGAAUUAGCUAAUGAAAUAAUUGAAAAGUAUUUAGUUAUAUAA